CGUUCUAGUCUCACUGGACACCGCCGCUGCUCGCGAGACGACGCGGACACGCCGCUCUCUUCCAUAACCAUAAUAAUAUAUCAUUGCUAUCAAUAUUAAUAUAAACGGAAAAAAAAAAUUUCAAUCACUAUUUUUCAUUUUUUUUCUCGAUCGAUCGGUUCGAAUCUCGCGCACGCCGCGUCAUCGUACUCUAGAUGAAUAGGUAUAUAAUACCAUGUAUAUAAUUAUACAAUACGCGUAAUAUAUAAUAUAUAAUAAUACGCAAGUAUAUCGUAUACGCGUAGUACCAGUAUACACGUGCGUACGUUGUAUUGUACAUGCAAUUUUUGAACUUGAACCGUCACCGACAACUGUUACCAUCGCACCGCCGUCUAUCGGGGGCGACGCGCGCGUACCGAUAAUACUGCACUGUCACUGCAGGCGGCGAGGUGUGCAAAAUAAUAUAUUUUUAUCAUUAUUGUUAUUAUAUUUUCAUUGCGAUACGACGUCCGAGUGAUUGCUAUUACUGUCAGCUGUACUAUUGCCGUUGAGCUCGGUCGCCGUUUACGUGGCGGUCCGGGAAAGGAGCGAUCGAGGACGCCGUGCUGUUCGCGUACAGCCGGCGCCGGACGUACUGAGCGUCGUUCGAGGCGCGCGCGGUACGCCGGGCCGCUAGUGGGGACCCGCCGCACGGGAAAUCACGUGGCUCGCUGCCGGCGGAACACGUUUGUGCACAAAAUAUAUCGCGGCGGCGGUGGUGCGUGCGUGAGUGCGUUCCGUGCGUACGCGCGACCGCGUUUUCGCCAUCGGUCCGGGCGACAUCCGAACGGCGGCGGCAUAAUACACGAUUAUGGUGGUGACGGCGCUGCAGUUGUGUCGCACAUGAACGCGACGACUGCAUCCGGCCGGAAGCGCACUCGUGCCGCGAGCGACCGCGCCAACGCUGACGGAAACACCGAGACCGACAGAAGCGACAUAGGACCGCGCCCACGUGUAUCAGCCUCUUACCCGGAAAUGCCGUCCAGCAGACAUCACCACCAUCAUCAGCAUCAGCAGCAGCACGUGCAGGUGGUGACUUCCACGGCGGCGGCUGCGGCGCAGCUAUCCGUCAAGGAGAAGCAGCGGUUGUGCACCAACUGCAAGAACCACGGGCUGCGCAAGGUGUGGAAGAAGCACAAGCGGUACUGCAAGUACCGGGACUGCCCGUGCCUCAAGUGCAUGAAGACGGCGGCGACGCGCAAGAACUGCGCCGAGCAGACCGCCAAGCGACGGGCCCGACAGGAGGACGAGCAGCGCGAACAGGAGCUCCAGCUGAACCCGGACAACUUCAUGGACGAGCGGCCCAUACCGUACCAGUCGGACGCCACCACGCCCCAGUUCUGCAACAGACAGAACAUGAGCGAGUCCUCGCAGGUCGGUCGGUCAUCCACCCCGAAGGGGACGAUGUCACCGCGGACGUCCGAUUUCGACGACCACGACAGCUCGUCCAUAGACAUCGGUGACGGAUGUGACGGCGUUGUCGGUGACGGUGACGGCGGUGGUAACGGCGGCGGUGACGGUAUGGACGUGGUGAGGGACGACGUCGUCGACGAUCGCAGUCAUCUGCCCGGCGGCGUAGGCAAAAAAGACAUCGACGCAGAUUCCAAACCCGAGAUAAUGAGUGAUCAAAUCGAGCACGUCAAGACCAUAUUAAAGGAGUUAGUCGGCCGCACCAAAGAUUUUCAAAACUUAAAUGCAUUCCGUCUGUUCAUAUUGCAACACAACACGUACGACGUGGACAAAGCGACCAUGUUAAUUAAACGAGGUGUACGUAGUAAACUAUUGAAUCAAAUUAAAUUGGUAUACAGAACACUCAUUUUGAGCGCGACUUGCUCUUUUAAACAUACACUAAUUAUUCACGAUAAAUUACUUUAGAGUCGCGCCGAUAUCAAACAGUUAUACUAAUAUUUAUUGAUUAUUACAUGAUAUAAUCAACAAUUAGCUCAUGGAAUACACAUUUUUUAUUUUAUUUAAACAAAACGAUCGUGUGUUACGCGACGUUUUAAGAGUAACUUCGAUGACGAAAACGGUCCUUUGCAAGUAUCUAUUAUUUAACGCUUAACUUAAAUUCCGGCAUAUAUACGGCCAAACGUAAAUUAUACUCUUAUUAAAUCAACAUGUGUAUUAGGUACGAUCGAGUCGGCUCGGUGUCAAUCGGGCCUCGAUUCUCGUUCCAUACACAGUCUGUUUAUGUUCAUUAAUUAUUCCUCUAUUUUAAGUACUGUACGGCAUUGUACAAUUGUAUUUGUUUUUGGUUUUGAUUCAAUGGAAGAUUAUUAGAAAAGGAUCGGUGUUUUGUGAAAGGUUUGGGUGUUAAUUGCAGAGCUUGACAGUGUGUUUCCUUGGACUCUGCCCGCGGUAAACACACCGGACAAUGACGCAAAAGGGAUGUUUUUUUUUUGUUUAAUCAUCAUCGUUACUAUAUAUGUUACUAUUACUAUUGUUGUACUACUCGCUUUUUUUUUGUCGUUGUCGUUGACGCAUAAAGAGUGUACAACACCGGUCAACCCACCGGAUAUCCAGCCAGAGGCUGUGCAGAAAGUCCGAUUGUCAAAUACACGCCCGACACAAAUGUGCACGGUGCCGGGGCUGUGCUGCAAUAACGCGCACGCCGCGUGUGACCGUAUAAUCCUGUGUUCGUGUGCGUGGCGCGAGUGUGUGCGUUUUUGUGUUAAUAAAUAUGCGCGUUCCGAUUAAGUAUGUGCCACUAGCAGCAGCCCAUAUCAGACUAAGACAUGUAUUACUAUUGUACUGAAUAGAUGAUGAUGAUAUUUAAUUUUCUCGGUCCCUGGUACAAUAAUAAUAAUAAUAUAUUAAACAAUACUUAAUAUAUUGCAGUGUUCAAUCGAGUAUUUACAAUAUUAUCAGCAUUAUUAUUAUUAUUAUUAUUUUUUUUUUUUAACUUAAAACGUUUACUAGGGCUUUUUUUUAAAUUACACAUUACAUAUCUUACACACAUACCUAUAUAUUUAUUAUAUUUAUUAUAAUAACUUGUAUGUAUUUUUAUAUAGUUAAAUUAAUUUUGAAAAUAUAACACCAACGACAUUAUAAUAUAAAACAAAAUUCGCUUCUGAGCCUCAUUCAAGACAUAUUUUUUACUUAUUUUAAUUUAAAGUAUCCGUACUUUAAUCAUUUUUCAUCAUCCGACAUCAACCAGUUCAGACUAAAAGAAAGUGCACCAAAAAGAUCAGUAAUGAAUGUUCACCUAAUCAAAAUAUACGGGACCAAGAGUGAAGCGGCCUCAUCUACCACUAUCUAUUAGUUUCAAGUACCAUCAAAUACGUGGUUACAGAUAUAGCUGGAGUCUUCAACUAGCAGCAUCAUAUCUAUUAUCUUGGACUUGUGUUCAGCUGUGGCACACACUCACAAAACAUAUGAUGACAACAACAACAUCUAGAUUGUAAAGCAUUGUGAG
This is a messenger RNA of Metopolophium dirhodum (rose-grain aphid), 3433 nucleotides long. Its product is annotated as doublesex- and mab-3-related transcription factor A2-like. Gene Ontology annotation, biological process: regulation of transcription by RNA polymerase II; sex differentiation. Lineage: Eukaryota; Metazoa; Arthropoda; Insecta; Hemiptera; Aphididae. The record is from RefSeq and is a predicted model, not a curated record. The transcript has 5 exons. Gene Ontology annotation, cellular component: nucleus. Gene Ontology annotation, molecular function: DNA-binding transcription factor activity, RNA polymerase II-specific; RNA polymerase II cis-regulatory region sequence-specific DNA binding. Bases 862 to 1893 code for a protein of 343 amino acids.